AUGGCAUUUCGUAAAACUUUGAAUCGUCGUCCCCGUCCACAACGUGCUACUAGCAAUGUAUUCGCGAUGUUUGAUCAAGCUCAGAUUCAGGAGUUUAAAGAGGCGUUCAAUAUGAUUGAUCAAAAUCGAGAUGGAUUCAUUGAUGUACAAGAUCUUCAGGAUAUGUUUGCUUCUCUUGGCAAAGAAGUGACCGAGGAUUUCCUAGAAAAAAUGGUUAACGAAGCACCUGGUCCAAUCAAUUUUACGAUGUUUUUAACACUUUUCGGAGAAAAAUUAACUGGCACAGAUCCUGAAGAAGUAGUAAUAAAGAAUGCUUUCCAAUGCUUCGAUGAAGAUAACAGUGGAUUUUUAAAUGAAGAUCGCCUCAGAGAACUGUUGACAACUAUGGGUGAUCGCUACACUGAUGAGCAGGUGGAUGAGCUUUUCCGAGAUGCGCCAAUAAAGAAUGGUCAAUUUGAUUACGUUGAAUUCACUCGCAUGUUAAAGCAUGGAACAAAAGAUAAAGAUGAUACCAAUUGA
This is a messenger RNA of Dracunculus medinensis (Guinea worm), 519 nucleotides long. The record is from the annotation of a GenBank genome assembly. Lineage: Eukaryota; Metazoa; Nematoda; Chromadorea; Rhabditida; Dracunculidae.